CUGCUCUUCUUCUCCUUUCUUCCCACUGCAGCCACUCGAAAGAAAAAAAAAGGGGAACCCAACCAUGCCUUUGAGAAACCGGUGAGAUAAGCUUGGUUUUCUCCUUCCUUUCUUGCUCUAGAACACACCUAGAACUCAGAAAUCUUCCCCCCUGCUGGAAAAGCCGAAUAUGCCCUGCUCUGCUUUAUCCUUCCGCCGGCUGCUCUUGAUUGUGGGUGAUUUCUGGGCAUUUUUUUUUCAGACUAAACCCGUUUUACACAAGUGUGACUGAUUUGAAGUGAAAUGUUUUAUGCUUUUCAUUAAAUUGAGCAUGCCUACUUGAAAUUUAAGUGACUGUCCUGAUGAUCUGAAAGUGAUAGUGAAUUAUGAUCUUUCUGUUAACUUCUGCCUAUUUUGUCUCCGAUGUGGUCAUGUUAUUCGUGACCCUGCUAGUGGGGGAGGUUAUAAACACUAGCACAUGUCGGCACAUGUCGAUAUGUUAUUCGUGACCCGGCUAGUGGGGGAGGUUAUAAACGCUAGCACAUGUCGACAUGUUAGUGAAAGAGCCAGUUUGUUCAACCCAGCUAGUGGGGGAGGUUAUAAACGCUAGCACAUGUCGACAUGUUAGUGAAAGAGCCGGUUCGUUCAACCCAGCUAGUGGGGGUUAUACACCAGCAAAUCGUGGCCCUGCUAGUAGGGAUUAUACACUGGCCGUGACCUAUAGAGGAGACGACUAUUUCGUACCCGUACUGUAUCUGUUUUCGUGAUUGUACUUGUUGGCAUGCUUUAAGUUUGAUAAGGGGCAUUCCAUAUUUACUUACUGAGUUUAUCUCAUAGUUUUUCCUUGUCCACCAUUUCAGGAAGCGAAAUUGAGGACAAGGAAACCAUGGGAAGUGACGAGUUAGAAGGCUAGCCAUAUUGUAAUUUGAUAUGAAUUUUAGAAACAAAUCAUGAUCUUGUAUUUGGAGAUUUUAUUGGAGACUUAUGAUAUCAGAGAGUUUAUAAAAUUGAUCUUUAGAUUUUGAUGGUAUCAGAGUGUGAAUUUGAUAAGUUUCGAGCCUUGUGCAUUUGUGGGACCCGUCUCACGAGUGCACGGCGUCUGUCGCGCCUCGAAUUUGGGUUUUGGGGCGUGACAAUUUUUCUCA
This is a messenger RNA of Rubroshorea leprosula, 1124 nucleotides long. NCBI's taxonomy places the organism in Eukaryota, Viridiplantae, Streptophyta, Magnoliopsida, Malvales, Dipterocarpaceae. The record is from the annotation of a GenBank genome assembly.